UGAGCUUCAGGACACGCAGGCCCGCCGCCGCCAGGGCCCAAGCCCCAGGGACCCCAGCAAUCUCCAAGUGGACUCUGGCCUGACACCCAAAGCAUCCCAGUCAGGUGUUGUGGGGGCUUCCCCUUGGGUUCUUUCAUCACAUCUGACUUCCAGGCGAAAGCCAUGGAUGCUCCCCACCCCACCGCAGCCCUGGCCAGCAUUAACGAGCUGCCAGAGAACAUCCCGCUGGAGCUGUUAUUGCACGUGCCCGCCCGCCAGCUGCUGCUGAACUGCCGCCCCGUCUGCAGCCUCUGGCGGGACCUCAUUGACCUCAUGAUCCUCUGGAAGAGCAAGUGUCUGCGAGACGGCUUCAUCCCCAAGGACUGGGACCAGCCUGUGGAGGACUGGAAGAUCUGCUACUUCCUAAGGAGCCUGCAGAGCAACCUCCUGCACGACCCAUGUGCCGAAGAAGGUAUGUUAGCAUGGCAAAUCAUUACCAAAGGUGGCGACAACUGGAAGGUGGAGAGCCUCCCUGGAGCCCAUGGGACAGAUUUUCCUGACCACAAAGUCAAGAAGUAUUUUGUCACGUCUUACGAGAUGUGCCUCAAGUCCCAGCUGGUGGACCUUGUAGCCAAGGGCUACUGGAAGGAGCUACUGGACACGUUCAGGCCAGACAUCACAGUUAAGGACUAGUUUGCCGCCAGAGCCGACUGUGGCUGCACCUACCAACUCAACGUGUACCUGGCCUCGGCUGACUACUUCGUGUUGGAUUCCUUCGAGCCCCCACCUGUGACCAUUGAACAGUGGAACGAUGCCGCAUGGACAGAGUUCUCCCACACCUUCUCGGACUACCCUCCAGGUGUCUGCUACAUCCCCUUCGGGCACGGGGGCCAGGACACCCAGUACUGGGCAGGCUGGUACGGGCCCCGAGUCACUAACAGCAGCAUCGCUGUCAGCCACAAGAUGACCAGGAACCCGGCCUCCUCCGAGGCUCAGCCUGGGCAGACCCAAUCGCCCUACAAAGUUGUUCUCCCAAUCUGACAGCCGUCCAUCCUGUGUCCAGGUCAGCCAGAGGUUGGGGUGGGCAGUGAAGUCCGUGUAUCAGGGGCUUCUGCCCCCGGUUCAACCCUACCAGCUUGUGAAAACUUAAUGUACUGUCACAUCGCUCUGAAAAAAAAAAAAAUGGGGCCACGGUGGCUCCAGCCAGUUGUCCUGGCGCUUGAAGAGGCGAGGCUAUAAGUUCAAGGCCAACCUGAGCAACAUAACAAGCGCUCAUUGAUUAACAAAACAAAGAAAAAGAAAAAAAAGGAGGUGGGGCUGGGCGCGGUGGCUCACGCCUGUAAUCCCAGCAUUUUGGGAGGCCAAGGCGGGUGGAUCACAAGGUCAAGAGAUCGAGACCAUCCUGGUCAACAUGGUGAAACCCCAUCUCUACUAAAAACACAAAAAAUUAGCUGGGCAUGGUGGCGCGUACCUGUAAUCUCGGCUACUCAGGAGGCUGAGGCAGGAGAAUUGCCUGAACCCAGGAGGCGGAGGUUGCGGUGAGCCGAGAUCGCGCCAUUGCACUCCAGCCUGGGUAACAAGAGCGAAACCCCGUCUUA
This is a messenger RNA of Callithrix jacchus (white-tufted-ear marmoset), 1577 nucleotides long. The record is from RefSeq and is a predicted model, not a curated record. NCBI's taxonomy places the organism in Eukaryota, Metazoa, Chordata, Mammalia, Primates, Cebidae.